AUGGAGUACACUCGACAGCCCACAAGUCAGUACGUGGCCUACCAUUCACCACAUUCCGCACUUCCAAGGUUCAAGAAAGUUGUGGCGGGUGAAGAACAUUUGUGUGCAUCGAACAACGGAGACUCGGUGACAGGUACCACAUUCCGACUUCCAAGGUUCAAAAAAGUUGUGGCGGGUGAAGAACAUUUGUGUGCAUCGAACAACGGAGACUCGGUGACAGGUAAAUCUGCAACUCCGAUAGAAACCAUAGAGAAUACAACCAAACAAUCCACCCAAAAUGGAGAAAAUAAAGCGGUCAAUAUUUUCACACUGGAGGGUGAUUUUGAAAACCGUCAGUCUUAUUCCGAGCCAGGAGAGCAACGAAAUCUGAUUUUACCCAAGACUAGAUGCGAAAAGGCCAAAGGAUAUUGCAAAGCAUUUAUUUCAUUCCUCUUUUCUCAUAUUGGACUUUGUCUACUUGUCAUUGGUUACUGCGCACUCGGAGCAAUAAUUUUCUUGCGUAUCGAGAAAGAUCAUCAGAUUGGUAGCAUUAUGAAGCAUAGAUGCAAUGUGACGAAUGCAACCCAACAGAUCCAACGAUUACUCGUAGAAAUGCAAAAAACGCUUAUAAAAAACUGUACAAUCUUCACUAUCCAGUGGAUCGCCGAAUAUAUAAACAGAAAUCCCGAUCAGGCCAAUACCACUUCACUCAUUCGGUUGCUGCAGCCAUAUGAGGAAGAACCUCGUAGGCAGAUAACAAAUUUUUCGCUAGGAUACCCUGAGGAAAGGAGCCCGUUUGAACCAUUGGUCAACAAAUCAUCCGGUCCACUUGCCCAGUUAUUCGAUCAGCUAGAUCAAAUCCAAAGUGAGAUCGUACAACACUUUCAACAACAGGCCAUGAACUUUAGCGGAAGUCUCAUAAUUGCCACAUUCGGUGCCUUUGAGGAUGGGUGGAAACCGAGAGAUCAGGGUGCAUUUUCUCUGCUCCACAACCUCAACGUUUCCCGUUCGACAAACCACAGCAUGUGCUGUAGUGCUCAGUGCGCUGACUUGAGUGAAUCCGAGAAGCAUCAAGUCAUGUGGACAUUAACCGGAGCACUCCUGUACGCAACUACCGUGAUUACAACAAUCGGGUAUGGUCACAUCGUACCUCGGACGGAACUGGGUCGCUUUGUUACAGUGCUUUAUGCCAUGUUUGGAAUCCCGCUUGUGCUACUAUUUAUGGCUAAUUUAGGUGGGUUCCUGGCCAGCUGCGUACGUCUUUUCUACAAGCUCUGCCUCAGAUCUAGACAAAAACGGCAACCCGAACAGAAGGCCAACUCCUCCAGAGAAAUGUUCAAGAAAACUCCACCCAAAGAACUCCAAAUGAAAAUCAACACCAUUACGCAAAAUGACACAGAUCAGCAAACAGCAACAACAGAAGGGUCAAUGAAAGAAGGCAAGAAGAACGGGCAACUUUCCAUCCCGAUAACUGCACAUCCUAGAAGGUCUUCAGUUCAACACUUUAUUCACGCCCUCGCCACUUCCCAAUCACUUAUAUCGAAGCGUGCAAACAAACCGAACGGCAAGUCCCAAGAAAUUCGGGUCCCAAUCUGGUUAACUCUGCUAAUCAUUCUCAUCUACCUCAUUAUUGGCGCAAUCAUUUUUUCCAUAUGGGAAGGAUGGAGCGUUUUACAAUCGGCCUACUUUGUUUUCAUCACCCUGUCAACCAUAGGAUUCGGGGAUUUCGUUCCAGGUAUUCAAAAGGAUCAAUGGUACAAAGAUUCCCGAAAACCAAUAUUCUGCUGUUUCUACCUCCUUAUUGGACUUUCUAUGAUUGCCAUGUGCUUUUCGCUAAUGCAGGAAGAGGUUAAAACUAAAUUUCGCCGUUUCGCCGAGCGAAUUGGACUGGUUGAUGGUAAAUAGUUAUGCGUGUAUCUACUUGUGUGUGUAAGUGUGCGUGUGAAUCUGCGGGUGAUACUCCUUUUCAAAGUUCCACAUUUAAAAACCAUCUCUUCUCACUCAAAUCUGACUUGAAAGUGCAAAAGAACAUCAAAUACUCAACAGUUCAUUAAAAAGCUUGCUUUUUGUUCGGCGUACAUGUUGCGCAAAUAUACCAUACUUCAUCAAAUAAGUAUUCAGUCAAAUGUAACAGCUUGAAAUAAACUUAUGUUAUCCA
Messenger RNA from Opisthorchis viverrini, 2137 nucleotides. RefSeq lists its product as hypothetical. Gene Ontology annotation, cellular component: membrane. The coding region runs from base 1 to 1884 and encodes 627 amino acids. The transcript is spliced from 2 exons. The record is from RefSeq and is a predicted model, not a curated record. Gene Ontology annotation, biological process: potassium ion transmembrane transport; stabilization of membrane potential. Lineage: Eukaryota; Metazoa; Platyhelminthes; Trematoda; Opisthorchiida; Opisthorchiidae. Gene Ontology annotation, molecular function: potassium ion leak channel activity.